AUGAAUAGCACGGUUUCUGCAAUAUGAAGACGUCUGUCGGAGGGACAUGUUCUUCCACCGCUGAAACUGAGGAGUUCAGGAUUGUUCAGUGGCACUGACGUGAGUUUCUGAGGCUCUGAGACAGGACAGCAAACCACACAGGCAACUGGCAUUCAUAUGUGACGUUGACUGCUGGCUGAACAGGCGCUGAGAGGGCUCCUGGCACUCUAAGCCAUAUUUUACGGUAAGCCGUUGUUGUAUUUACAACAAUGCAGCCCGCUGAGGUGACAUCUUUCAGCAUUCGUCUGCGAAAAGAGACAGAGCAUGCGGAAUGAAGGGUCAGAGGCUGAGCAGAGGACUCAUGGGCUACUUCUGAAGAGUCUGCAAAGGGUAAUUAAGAAGAGUAAAUCUAUUGUCAGUCGACUUCAAUUUGCUAUAUAAGGAUGACUGCAGAUCUAUUGGAAAAUGCUUAAGACUCUUCAAAUUGAUAUAAGUACAUCAUCAGCUGUCAGUGUGGCAGGUGGCAGUCAGCCUGGAAUAUACAGCUGCAGGGAUGAACAGAAGAACUUUGUGAGAGCAAGUGAACAGGAAGAAAGUAGGGCCACUAGGAAAGGACACAAAAAAGAGGACAGCAGGACUUUCUGGAAAAUGUUAGAAGUGGACUUGGAGCUCUCAGAUCUCCUAUGCUUACCAAAGGACAUUUGAGAGAAGAGUGCUCUACGGUGAAGCUGGGCUGUUGCUCAUGAUCUUAAUUCUGAAAACUGAAUUCUGAAACUUCCUGCCUAGCAAAAAGAGAAAGGAGCUGCAGGAUCCAUGUAGCGAGGUGUCAAGGAGACGGGUGCAAGAUCAACCCCUCAGAGAGCCAAGCUUCAGGCAGCAACACAAUAGCUCCCUAUGGAUGUGCACAUCAAGACUGGUGCUCAGCCAAGAGGUGGGCAGCAGAGGCAUGUGGGAUGUCCAACACCCACCUGCCCGCUCCCCUGCGGCCAUCGGGUAGGCCAGGCUUUGUGCUCUGUGCUGGGGCAACACUGCAUCUGACAGAGAUGUUCCCUUUUUCCAGCAUACAGGAUGAAACAGGGAGACUGUUGGAUUUCCUUCCUUUAGAGGAGGGUGGGAAGGAGCUAAUAUUCCCUUGCCGGGAUAAACUCGUUCUUGUCUUUCUUCACCUCAUGGCACUGUGGGCGGAUGAAUGCGGGAGCCUCCCCCCUCAGGCGUUAGCGCUGGAGGAGGGACGAGUAGAACUCGGGCGCAGGGCAGACACCCCCUCCGGUAAAGUGCAUCGCCCCUUGGCACUGCUCGCUGGCUGCCCCGGGGCCUUUCCCGGCCCUCCCUCCGGCAGCCCCCACGCUCCCGCCUCCCCGCCAGCCCUCUCCCCUCAGGCGGGGCCGCGGGCGCCGCGCGGGCCCUCACCCCCAGCCGCCCCCGCCCCUCGGGCGCCGUCCUCCGCCCGCCGAGGGGCAGGCCCGGCGGCAGCCGGCUGCCCCAGCCCUCCCGGGGCCUCUCCCCCCGGCCCUGAGGCGCCUCUGCCGCGUUUCGACCCCCGGCCCCGAAGCGCCUGCACCGCCCGCCUUCGCCGCCGCCGGGCGCGGGCAGGACCCCGGCCGCAUCCCCCUCACACCCCCGCCCUCCCGGCUCCCCGCCCUUCCCCCGCCCGCAGACAGGCGGACGCACGGCGCUCACACCCGCGCUCACACACACACCGAGGCGAUGCAGCUUUAAAGGGGCCAGCUGCAGCCCGGGGGCCGGCCCACGUGAGGCCGCUCAGCUCCCUCCGACCGCAGCCCCGAGCGCUGCCGCCGCGGCCGGGAGACGCCAGCGCCGGGGCUGGACGAGCGGGCCGGGUCGAGCCGAGCGGCUGCCAGCCCGCCUCACGACAAGUUUGA
Molecule: messenger RNA, 1862 nt
Organism: Grus americana (Whooping crane)
Lineage: Eukaryota; Metazoa; Chordata; Aves; Gruiformes; Gruidae
Exons: 8
Coding region: 933-1862 (309 amino acids)
Source: RefSeq, a predicted model, not a curated record